Molecule: messenger RNA, 722 nt
Organism: Tribolium madens (black flour beetle)
Lineage: Eukaryota; Metazoa; Arthropoda; Insecta; Coleoptera; Tenebrionidae
Product: ankyrin repeat domain-containing protein 40-like
Exons: 2
Coding region: 20-673 (217 amino acids)
Source: RefSeq, a predicted model, not a curated record
CCAGUUUCGCCACAACACAAUGUAUAAUUCUCUUGAAAUAAAAGCGAUACUCGUAACAAAAUAUCUUGAAACGAAAUUAAAAUCAGAUAAACCACCCGUUGACCUUCGAAAUGAAAUCACAAAUAACGGCUUAACAUCUCAAAUUCCGUUAAAACCGAUACUCUUGAAACAAGUACAGUUAUUAAAUUGGGAUUUCACACUUUUGGCCAAAAAAUCACAAAAGUUGUGCUGGUUGUAUAAAUACUCACGAUUUCAUUUCACCCCACAAUCAACGACAGUGUCGAUUCUCGACUACUUCACGAAAAAAAUCCAUAGCUUGAAUAAAUUCCCUAGCAAAAAAGUGCCAUGUCGCGUGCAGGUAAGUGUCUCUUUUCCACACUUGUGCGUCUUGAGCGUUUUUUCAGACUAUGUAUUGCGAUUACGCGUCGCUAAUUUGGCCGAUAAAGAUUUUAUCGAAGUCGAUUACAACGAAAGCAAAUUGAAUUAUCGCGAUUUGAUCGAGACUUGUUGCCAGCACUUGGGUGUUGAUAAACUCGAUGUGGAGAAAAUAAGGAAAUUGCCUGAUGUUACGAUACGAAGAGAUGAAGAUGUGAAACGGUUUAAUCGGUUGGAGCAUUUGGAAGUGGUUGUUGUCCCGUCGAGGCUGCAGCCGAGCUAUAAUUACCAACUUUGAUACGUUGGAAAUUGUUGUAAUUCAUGAACAAAUAAAGUUUUUCUUCUUA